Molecule: messenger RNA, 1745 nt
Organism: Prorocentrum cordatum
Lineage: Eukaryota; Dinophyceae; Prorocentrales; Prorocentraceae
Source: the annotation of a GenBank genome assembly
UGGCUCAAGCCGUUCUGGGCCAAGGUCUUGGCCCGCAGCGGGGGUAUGUUUCCUAAGUUCCCUUUGCUUCGUAUGGUUCGCCCGAGGCGUGAGGCUACCAUCACGCGUUCGCUAAUUAGUUGCUCAUUAUGGCAUCUCUCUUGUGGGCGCCCCGUCGCAGUGAUCAGGUCAAGAGCGGAUGGGUGGUCAGAAGAAGUACCUCGUCUGCUCCAGGUGCCACUGUUGUGGUUGGGCCUGGAAGGCGUCUAUUGCUCGCCAUUGCAUGCAAUGUGGUAGCACAUUCAAGUGUGAGCACGUCAUGGCUGCAGAUGGCAAUGGCGCAGGACGUGACAACGGUCACACUUCGGCAUCAGCUCACACGCCUAGUCUGCACGCUGGAGGGCGUCGCCCCGUGGGCCCAGCUGGCCCCCUGGCCUCGGCAAGCCAGGCGCGAGCGUCACUUCCGCAGCGGAUGACCGACCUCCUCCCAGCAGCAGGACAGCGACCCAUUGGUUUCGGCGCAGGCUGAGGUCACGUUUUGGACGAAGUGGAAGCCCAAUGGAGAAGAGCACCAGGAGGCGCCGCUGUGCAAACUCAAGGAAGCCAAGGCCCGGGUGCUGCCCACGAAGUUCAUCGAGCAGCAGGCGCAGUCGCCUUCAGAGCAGCUGGCAGUGCAGCGCCACAAGCUCAUAGAUCAUAGAGCACAAGAAGGAAGCACCACCUUGGUAGACCGCAUCGUCUAGUGCAGCGAGCGCCACGGCAAGCUGGUUGAUGACAUCCAGUCUGCGACCGCCGAGAUGCAACAGAUGGAGUCCCAGCUCAACUUGGCGACCCAGGCGCUGGCGCAAGAUAAGUCCAAGGAUGCCAACCUGCUUGAAACCUUGCGAGGCGAGCUGUCUGAUCGCAUGCCCCAAGGAGGCCAAGCGCCGUUUGAGCUACGUUCUAAGGUGCAGGAGCUGGUCAGCUUUUUCGACACCAUGCAGCGCCGGCACGAUAUGGUCACAGCCCAGCAGGACGCCAAGAAGACACCGGUUGCCCAGGCACCUGCCGAUGGAGUUGAAGCUGUUGAAGACCCGACCCCAGCAGUUGGCCAGCGACCUCAUGAAGUUCUUCCACCGGAAGCUGCCGCACCCCUUACUGCCGCAGUGGCUUUUGAUGCUGGGGCAACGCCUGCACCUCACAACGAUGAUCUGAAUUCCAUGGAUACCGAUCGCAGCCUGGUCCGUUCCGCCGCCGCCAUCGAGACGGUGGCCAGCGGCAUGACCAGGGUCACCAGCGCAGGGCAGCCAGAGGCCAAGAAGGCCGAGACUGCCGCCACCGCUGCGGCGAAGCAAGCGGCCCGACCGCGUGGGUAACAUUCACGCAGUUGCCACGGUCAAUGGAUAGUCGGUGAAGUCUUUGUUCCAGUGUCGGCAUGCCCACUCUCUCACCACUGUGUGUGCGCAGGAGUGUAGGCUCGCCGCUGGAGAUAGUAUCGCGCAUCUAAUACAGUGGUGUUCCGCCCAGGGGUGGUUAGCCACCAUUUGUCGCCGACAACCCAUAUGAGGAGCUGGUCUCGGGAGUGGCGAUUUUGGUUCUGCAUACUUUGAAUCUUGGAAUCCAGCCCAGUGAGUCCCCUAGCGGAACGGGUUCCGCUCGCUUGCAUGACUUGACCCUUGACGCUCGUAAGGUCCCCAAGCUUUCCCUGUGCGGCGCCUUCUUUGAAUCUUUGUGACCUUCGCUGGUCUUUCUGAUGCCCACUUAACUUUGCUCGUGCUGGUCGGUCA